Messenger RNA from Exophiala mesophila, 1222 nucleotides. RefSeq names its product 50S ribosomal protein L4. Bases 56 to 1048 code for a protein of 330 amino acids. NCBI's taxonomy places the organism in Eukaryota, Fungi, Ascomycota, Eurotiomycetes, Chaetothyriales, Herpotrichiellaceae. Gene Ontology annotation, cellular component: ribosome. Gene Ontology annotation, molecular function: structural constituent of ribosome. Gene Ontology annotation, biological process: translation. The record is from RefSeq and is a predicted model, not a curated record. The transcript is spliced from 2 exons.
AGGACAUUGACCACUACAAUUUCCAUUCCAUCCGAGUGCGAGGAGAGAUCUAGUGAUGGGACAUCCCUCUACCACUAGAAGCCUUUUAGGCCUUUCCAGAAGCUUCAAACGCCUGAAUCUCUCGGACCCUCUGACGCAAUGUCUAGUGCCUCGGUUGACCCGAUCCUUCGCAUCGGAAACUCACCUUCCAGUCGCGGAGCUGACCCGAGAAAUUGAGGCAGAAGUUGCGGCGUCUUCAACCAAAGCAGACACUCCUUCCAACACCUCAUCGACAAACACUCCCAAGCUCUCCUUGAAUGCGUUUGAAUCACCCGUUCUGGCGACGUUGUACAACUUCCCGAAACUCGAACCUUCUCGUUAUGCCCUCUAUCACCCCAAAUUCCUCGACGUCCCCCUGAGACGCGACAUCCUUCACCGAGCAGUCAUCUAUGAAGGCGACAAGACAAGACAAGGUACCGCAAGCACGAAAUGGAGAAAGGACGUCCAUGGCAGCAACAGAAAGAUCGUUCCUCAGAAGGGAACAGGACGAGCUCGUGCAGGUGACAAGAAGUCUCCGACCCGAAGAGGUGGUGGUGUCGCCUUCGGACCCCAUCCCCGGGACUUUUCUACCGAAUUGCCGCAAAAAAUCUAUGCUCGAGCAGUUCGAACCGCAUUGAGCUAUCGCUACAGAAAGGGAGAGUUGAUCAUUCUCGACAACGAGAUCUGCUUACCCGACAACAUCGGCGACGCACGUGACAGCUGGCUCAAAGCGGUCAUGACACGCAACAGAAUUGGCCACGCCAACGGUCGCAGUCUUCUCGUCACCAGUACGACGCAGGAUGCCUCACCGGAGUUGUUUGAAAGUAUGGAGACAAUCGGGCGACAUGGAAUGUUGAGAAGCCUUGAGAACGUGGAUGUGAAAAAUCUCCUCGAAACCAAUCGGAUUGUGAUUGAGCGACAGGCACUUCAAUCUUUGCUCUGGAUGCACUGCAGCGACUUGGGUCCCGAGUAUGACACCGAGUUUGAGGCGGAUUCUCCCUUUGUCCAAUAUUUUGACCAGACUUUGUAAAUUAGUAUUACAGCAGGUGUCAAUGAUCAUGGUUCUACAGCCAAUCUCCAAUAGCCAGAAAGAAAUCGAAGCAUGUCAUCUUCGUUUGGUUGACAUGUGGUCACUCAACGAGUGGGAGAGAUCAAAUUUUUCUAUGUACCAAGCUAUCAACCAGCACUCGUCAUUCCCAGGCUC